AUCUUCCUCCCGUAGCCGCCAGAGUCAUUGGCACCCGUCAAGAUGAUAAAUCAAGCAACACGAUGCGCUCGCCGAAUACGUACUCCUCUUCUUCCCCCCUCCCGUUCGACUUCCCGUCUCCCCCUACCUAUCCCCUUCCAACGCCCGCGCGCGCCAUAUCGGACCAUUAUGUCUUCCCCCGAAUGGACGGUCCCGUUGAGAGAAUUCCCUACCUCCGAUCUCGCCCUCUUUGAGCCGUCCGUGGAAAUCGAGGAGGAGACCCUUCCAACCUACCAGCCGGAAAAAUACUACCCGGUGCGCCAGGGUGAGGUGCUUCAGAACAGGUACCAAGUGCUUGCCAAGCUGGGUUAUGGAGUGACGUCAACGGUGUGGCUGGGUCGCGACCUCUGUGACGCGAAAUAUGUGGUCCUGAAGAUCUAUGUCACGGGCCACAAACGGAACCAUGAGCUGGAGAUCUAUAACCGCAUGAAUGCCGUGGAAGCUCACCAUCCGGGAAAGGGCUUUGUUCGAAAGCUGCUCGACCAUUUCACCAUCGCGGGACCCCAUGGUCCUCACGUCUGCCUCGUUCAUGAGCCCUUGGGGAUGAGUGCCGAUGCGCUCUUGCAAAAAUACAUCCCGGGGAAGGCCAUGACGCUCGAAGAGAUGAAGCCGUGUAUCAGGCAGUUACUAAUCUGCUUAGACUUUCUGCAUUCUGCGGCUCAAAUAGUCCAUACAGAUCUCCAGUUGAAAAAUAUGCUGCUUCCUAUCACCGAUACCAAGACACUGGCAACCCUCGAAGAACGAGAAGUGAAAUCUCCGUCGCCUCGGAAGGUGCUCCAAGACCGAACCAUCUACUUAUCUACCAUUUAUAACGCGGGUGGGGAUGGGCUCCCUCUUUUGUGUGACUUUGGCGAAGCCCGGUUUGGCGAUGUGGAAAACAACGCGGAUAUCAUGCCAACCAUGUAUCGAGCUCCCGAGGUCGUCUUCAAAGAGAGCUGGGGCUACAAGGUAGAUAUUUGGAAUGUUGCUAUGGUGGCCUGGGACAUUGUAAGCUCCCGCCACAUCUUCAACGGCAAGAACUCCGAUGGUAUCUUCGAUGAUCGCGUUCACGUGGCGGAGAUGAUAGCGCUCUUGGGUCCUCCACCGCCUGAAUUCCGCGAGCGGUGCAAACUGGCCUAUGUUUUCUGGGACGAACAGGGUAACUGGAAAGAGUUGGCCCCAAUCCCAGAUAUUUCCCUGGAGAGCCUGGGUGCCGACAUCAAGGGAAAGGAUAAAGAGGGGUUCUUCCGAUGGCUUCGAGCAGCCUUGCAGUGGAAUGCUGAGGACCGGCCAUCGGCCACGGAUCUCUUGUUCGAUGAGUGGCUGAUGGAGGGCCUCGGCAUAAAGAGCACGGGGGAAAAUGCCAAGGAUGGAUAGCAUAUUGCCUAUCAUACAAUGAUAGAUGUUCAUAGUGCUUUGAUGGGGGACAGAUCCCUCUCAAAGAUUUGUAACACUAGAUACAGGGAUCCGGAAUAUAAUCGCUUCUCACUAUCAUCGCUCUGAAGCUGGCCUUUCAACAUCUCCACCCACCAACAUCAGCACUAAUACUCCACACUCCCCAAAUCCUCCGCAUGGCUCUUCUCCCAGGGGUAUUUCUGCUCCAGCGACCGGAUAAGCUCCAAAUGCGCUGUGCUCCGCGGCCGAAUGGACACAUUGAAUGGGGCCGGGUGACUGAUGACUCCCGGGAGAAACUCGGCAGAUACCUCCUUGACUUUACCAUUCUCCACAGGCUUCGAAAUAUCAAAGACAGCGAGCGAUUGCGCAAUAGUGAGGAAAACGUUCACGUCGGCUAGAUUGCGCCC
Molecule: messenger RNA, 1820 nt
Organism: Aspergillus ibericus CBS 121593
Lineage: Eukaryota; Fungi; Ascomycota; Eurotiomycetes; Eurotiales; Aspergillaceae
Product: kinase-like protein
Exons: 5
Coding region: 169-1395 (408 amino acids)
Biological process (GO): spliceosomal complex assembly; protein phosphorylation; regulation of mRNA processing
Molecular function (GO): ATP binding; protein kinase activity
Source: RefSeq, a predicted model, not a curated record